AAACAUCGACGGCACUGGAUAAGCGUAAACACAGGUGCAUCUCACAGAGUGGGAGGAUCUGUGACUGUGUCUGUUCCAUGCGGCAUGGCAGAGACAAACCACACACCCGCCAAACCUGAUAUUGACGCCUUAUUCCAAUCUGUCGGAUCUAAACUUGGCUGGUUUCAAUUUAAAGAUGUAGAUUCCGCCAUUAAAAGUCUGUCUCAAAGUGGAAAAAAGAAAUCCUCAAGAAGUCGUGUAUUUGAAACAAGUGCACAGAAGAAGACUCCUUCUAAAAAUUUUAGAAAACCUUCAAAAGAUAAAGAUGUCACCAAAAAGAAGUCUUCACGAAAAAAGCCAAAAAGUACUAUAGAAAACCAUGCAAACCAGUCAAGCAAAAUUGUCACAAGCUGGACAGAUGAUAAAUCUCUCAGUGUAGAUCAUUCCAUGAAAUCAUCUCCAGAGGUUCCUCAUGGGGUGUCCAUCGCAAGCAGCCCUGAAAAUAUUCCUGUGGAAUCAACGCGCAUAGGAAGCUCUGUAUUUAGGACGGACAGCAACAGUUUUGUCAAUCUCACCCUGUCACCCGUCAACGCUUGCGAUUCAGUCAGCAAUAUUGAGGAGCUGUCCGACUCUUACAAAGCUCUGAAAAUAAAUGCUCAGAGAAGAAAGUCACGUCAGUCUAGAGGUGGUGAGUUGGAUUUGACGGAACAGAAAUACACCACUUGUUUUCCUGAGGAUGAUGAGAUAUUUUACAGUGUUCUGGACCCCAAGGGAAGUAACUCUUCUACCAGCAGUCAGCAGAAAUCAGGGAGCCAGAGUUCACAGGGCUCUGAGCAGUCUGAAUAUGUGGAAGUAGAAGAUAAAGCUGUGAGCACUGGAAGUCUAGAGCUAGCACUCUGCGACAACGAAGAUUUGGACUAUGAGCAAGAUAGGACUUUUUUUACCUCCUGGGCUGUUCCGCAACAGGAAAGGCACAAAAAGAAUAAUGUUAAUACCAGUGACAAAAAUUCUGAGGACCAGAUAAAUGAUCAGUUAUUGCGUUCAGACAAAAAAUUGGAUUCUGACAGUUUGGAGGAAAUGGCUAGUAGCAGCAUAUCAAAGAAAUGUGGAAGUGUAGAAGAAAGCAGCAGCAUGUCUGGCAGUUCCAGUGCGAGUGGAUAUUGUGAAGUGGAGGAUAAGUGUGUGGGGCCUUCCCCCUCAGGUUCCCUGAAUGACAGUCAAAUGUCUGCUCAUAGCGAGAAUUCUUUGGGUCGUUCAUCUCCUAUGAAUGCCUCAAAGCAAAUUCUUCAAAAUGAUUGUCUUUCAAAGAAUACUUCCCCGAGUGACUCUCCUUCUGUAAACUCUUCACUGAGCGACAUCCUUGCAGAUGGCUCACCUGAAAACGACUCUCCCCAAAAUCACUCUCCCCAUCAUGACCCAUCCUCAGGUAAUUCUUCUCCUCAUGAGUUGAUACCCAAUCCUCUUAACACCACAAAGUAUUUUGACUCGAUAGACAGGCGUAUCUCCAGCCUGCAUUUUUCCACGGAUGUAUCUCGCCGGUCGAGUGUCUACCAUGAUGCCACUGAGGAGCUGAAGUUACCUUCGAUUGAUUCUGGCGUGGAACCUAAAGGUUACCUUGUUACCUCUGGGGUGGAGUCUCUGGUAGACCUUAGUGUGACUGACAGUGGCUCAGCGACCAGUCAGAGAGCAUGUGAGAAUGGUAACAAAACCAAGGGAAGACCAGCCAUGGAACAGAGCUUGCCUUUUGAAGUAAGUAGAGGUAUUGUGAGAGGGCGAUCAGAUGUUGUUGGUGGUGGUGUUCAGUUUGGUUAA
This is a messenger RNA of Liolophura sinensis, 1791 nucleotides long. RefSeq lists its product as uncharacterized. Bases 85 to 1791 code for a protein of 568 amino acids. The transcript is spliced from 5 exons. The record is from RefSeq and is a predicted model, not a curated record. NCBI's taxonomy places the organism in Eukaryota, Metazoa, Mollusca, Polyplacophora, Chitonida, Chitonidae.